Thunnus maccoyii (southern bluefin tuna) is the source of this 1756-nucleotide messenger RNA. Its product is annotated as lysosomal amino acid transporter 1 homolog. The record is from RefSeq and is a predicted model, not a curated record. The transcript is spliced from 8 exons. NCBI's taxonomy places the organism in Eukaryota, Metazoa, Chordata, Actinopteri, Scombriformes, Scombridae. The coding region runs from base 385 to 1320 and encodes 311 amino acids.
GAUUCGUGGCGUCUUGCCGCUUAGGGACCACUAGUGAUGGACGGUAUCACCGGAGCUAAUGUGUAAUGUUCUCCCGAGGUUUAUAUUUCUUAGAGAAACGUGUGAGGAUGCGGGGGAAGUUAACGCUGACCUACAUACAGUCUGCAGUCUGCACCGAGUCCGUUUUGUCAGACUCAUCAAAUGUCAGAACAAGUCUUCACACAUCUGUUUUAUGAGGUAGGCAGGUGUGUCAGACCUGUUUCUUUCAACGCUCACGUUUGUUGCUGGACUAAACACAAGUCUACUUACAAUUUGGACGCAUACCUAUAGCAGCAGCAGCAGCAGGAGGAUAUAUCCUGCAGCUGAAGGGCAGACACACCGGCGGACGGAGCCAGUCUCUCCCCCAUGGCUACAGCACGCUUCCCCGGGAAGACUGUGGACGUGUUGACCACUAACUGGACUGCUCCCACGCUGGGCCGGCCGCUGUGUGUUAACGGGACGCCAUGGAUCCUCUACCUUCUGGAGGAGUGUGUGGAUAAUGUGUGGGAGUACUGCAGCGUGGUGAUAGGACUCGUAUCCAUGUUCUGUUUCCUGCUGUCCACUUUGCCUCAGGUCUACGAGGCCUAUCGGAACGGUAAAGUGGAGGAGGCCAUGUCCUUUGGCUUUCUCUUUUUCCUCUUCAGUGGAGACCUGACCAGCUUUGCAGGCUGCUACCUCACCAGUCAGCUGCCUAUUCAGAUAGUCACAGUGGUGUUCUACAUCUUCACAGACCUGAUUCUCAUCUCCCAGUUUCUCUACUAUAAGAUCAAGAACAGCUCCAGCAGAAAGAGUCCCGUGUUGAAGUGGCUGUGCUUCAUGUGGUGCGGCGCUGCAACAUUAGUCCUCCUUGCUUUACCCAAACUCAUCAUAGACAAUAGUACAACCUCAGAUACUCAGGGUCCAGCUACCUCCAAAUCAGUGGAAAUUACUGGCUAUAUAUGUGGAUACCUGGCAUCUAUCUUCUACCUCUCCUCUCGUUUCCCCCAGCUCUAUAAAAACUUCCAGCGACAGUCUACAGAGGGCACCUCCUACCUGUUGUUUGCCCUGGCCAUGAUGGGCAAUGGGACGUAUGGGUUAAGCGUCAUAGUGGUCCUUCCUGCGCUGAGGGACUCCAAACAGACCUUCAUCAUCAAACAUCUGGCCUGGCUCAUCGGCAGCCUGGGAGUCCUCAUACUCGACUUCUUUGUGACUGCCCAGUUCAUCAUAUACAGGAAGAACAACUCUGCUAAAAGCAGAGCACUACACACUGUCCCAGAGGUGGAACCUCUUCUGUGUGAGGAAGAGGAGCUCUCAGUGUUGUAGGAGACAUGAGUGACACCAGCGUGGACCAGGAGUGGAUUAAUCAGUCUGCAGUUUGAUUUAGAUAUUUCUGCAGGUUUUCAGUGAUCAUUGGUGUAGUCUUGUAAUAACUUUAAAAAAAAACAGAACCAGAACCAGCAGGUACUGUAUUUCCAGUGUGUCUUUGUAGUCUGAUUCUCUGCUGUUAACAGGAAAAACAGCAUGAUCAGCUCUUUUGUGGUUGACUGUGGCAAUAAAGCAAAAGCCACAGAGAAAAUCAGGUCAAGACAUUUUAACACUGGAGAUUAAUUUAAAUUAAGAACCAAUUUUGUAGCAUUUUUUGUCUGUUUGAGUCAGCAUCACUGAAUUUUUUUGGCGGGGGGUGGGGCGUUUUGAGUACUAGGGCUGUAGUCAACCAAAGAAAAUCUUGGUCGACUGAAAUCGUACAUAAUCUUCAACU